AAGAGCUCAUGAAGUAGAAAUUACACGUCGGAAGAAGGAAAGCUGCAUCUACAAAUCUCAAAAAAGGAGUUGGAUUGCAUUUCCUUCUUGUUCUGGCUGUUGCUGUUUAUUAGUCCUGUUGGAUUAUUUAUGGGUGGAAAGUCUUCUUCAGGUCUGCGGUGAAAUUGCUUUGUCACGACUAAUUGGCGUGUGGAUUUUCUUAUUUCUUAAAAAAUACAAAUCAUCCUCAUGAUCACUGGCUUCAAAAUCUGCCCUGAUUGCUUCCUUCCGGUCAAUGCCCUUGUUUCGUGGUUUAAACCGGAGAUCCUUUAGGGUUUUUGCUGUGGAUUUGGUUGGGAAGCUGAGCAUCGAGAUAGUGAGCGCAAUGUGUUUAUGCUGAUAGGUUACUGAGCAAGUAAUCUUCUUGCUUUGAUGGGAAGAUAGCAGAUCUUGGAUGGAUGUACUGCGGCUAAGAUCGGUUUCGUUUGUUUGAGUUGUUUGGCACAAGUUCAAGCAGCUCAGAAUGGAUGCAUUAUAUUCUCAAAUAACCUCAUGAGCGUAUUCCAAAGGCCAUCGAGGGAGUUUUCAUUUAUGCUGUACCUGGAAUCGCCAACCAUAGUAGAUGGGAAAGCACACGAAAGUUGUUUCCAUUUGCUUUUGCGGUCUACUAUGCUUGAAUUUCAUUAGCUGUGAAGGGACCCAAAAUGGGCCAGAUGAGGUGAAAUGGGCAUGCAAUUGUGCCGCUAAUCCUCUGGCAGUAUUCAAUUCCUCUAGCGCUUAUAAUUGUUCUACAUCUUGUCAUUGCAUACCAGAUGAAGUAGGAGAGCCAGAUGGUGUAAGCUGGAAUUGUUCUUGUGCAACUUUUGCAACUCAAGCCACUGAAAGCAUCCACAGAUCCAGCUGCUUCACAUCCUGCAACUGUACUUUUGGCUCAGCAGAAAAUUCAACGGCACAGAAGCACAUCACCUGGAUGGUUGUUAUGGUCGUUCUUAUAGUCUGUGUUGCGAUCAUAUCAAUAGCUUUUCUUGCUUCUAUUGCAUUUCAUUUUUGCCAAAAGGACAAGCUCUUUCUCCAACGACAGAUAUAUUCUUCUACAAGAGACACAAGCUUCAACAGUUCGGCAAACUUAAUAAGCUAUCGAUCUGCUACAUUAUUGCGAAGCCAGCAUAAGACUGAUACCCUGCUCGGCCCUUUCAUAGAAUUUCUACGAAGGAUUUCUGUCAUAUUUAAAGGGGAAAAGCACACCUUACCUGGAACAACAAUCCAGUUCUCAUAUUUUGAACUGGAACAGGCAACUGAUAGAUUCUCCGAUGCAAAUCUGAUUGGACAAGGCGCGAGCAGCAAUGUUUUUCGUGGUAAACUGUUGGAUGGAAGGAUUGUUGCCAUUAAGAAACUAAAAGCGCUUAGUGAGACAGAAGAAGAUUCUGGUUUUCUAACUGAGAUUGAAAUAAUAUCAAGGCUCAACCACUGUCAUGUUGUACCCUUACUCGGAUACUGCUGUGAAUAUCAAAGCAGAAGCUAUGAGAGGCUACUUGUAUUUGAGUACAUGUCAAAUGGUAAUUUACGAGAUUGUUUGGAUGCAAAACAUGGUAAAGAACCCAUCAGUUGGGCUACUCGCGUUCAUGUUGCUUUAGGAGCCGCAAGGGGCUUGGAAUAUUUACAUGAAGCAGCUGCCCCAAGGAUAUUGCAUCGUGACAUCAAGUCCACCAACAUUCUCUUAGAUGAAAAUUAUAAACCAAAGAUUACUGACCUUGGCAUGGCCAAGUAUUUAAUGUCCGAUGAUCACCCGAGCUGUUCAAGCUCCCCGGCAAGGAUGUUGGGAACAUUUGGAUAUUUUGCACCUGAAUAUGCCAUUGUAGGAAAAGCUUCACUAAAGUCUGAUGUUUUUAGUUAUGGUGUAGUUAUUUUGGAAUUGAUCUCAGGGCGUCAACCAAUACAAAAAUCAGCUAAGGGUGAUGAGAGUCUUGUGAUUUGGGCAACAGCUCGCUUGAAUGAUAGCAAGUUGGUUGUAACUGAAUUACCUGACCCUCUUUUAAAAGGAAACUUCCCUGAGGAAGAGAUGCAAAUAAUGGCUCAUUUAGCAAGAGAAUGUCUCCAAUGGGACCCAGAUUCUCGACCGACAAUGACAGAAAUUGUUCAGAUCCUCACCACGAUUGCUCCUGAGAAGUAUCAGAGGAGGAACUUCCAUGAAAACUUCCAUAUGUGCUGUUGGUUCAUUGCUCCUUCGCGUUAG
Messenger RNA from Dendrobium catenatum, 2212 nucleotides. Its product is annotated as receptor-like serine/threonine-protein kinase NCRK. Gene Ontology annotation, molecular function: protein kinase activity; ATP binding. The transcript is spliced from 10 exons. The coding region runs from base 602 to 2212 and encodes 536 amino acids. Gene Ontology annotation, biological process: protein phosphorylation. Lineage: Eukaryota; Viridiplantae; Streptophyta; Magnoliopsida; Asparagales; Orchidaceae. The record is from RefSeq and is a predicted model, not a curated record.